CACAUCACAACACUAUUCCAAGAGUUGGAUACUGUCAGAAAAUCACCAAAAAAAUAAUUGGAUCUCGAUAAUCUCCAUCCGUUCUACUUUUGCCUUUGAUUUUUGUCACCCAAAUACCUCACCAUGGUCGUUUCGGGAUCUGUCAGUGCUUUUCCGUUUUCGUCGGCUCCUUUGAAGAGCGUGAAGAUGGUCCAGUUUGGCAUCUUGGCUCCAGACGAGAUUAAAGCCAUGUCUGUCGCCAAGAUCGAGACUGCCGAUCUCUUUGAGGGCGAUCGCCCGAAAAUUGGUGGUCCACUCGACCCCAGAAUGGGCACCAUCGAUCGCAAUUUCAAGUGCUUGACUUGCGGCGAAAACAUGACCGACUGUCCUGGCCACUUUGGCCACAUUGAGUUGGCAAAGCCCGUCUUUCAUUGCGGCUUUAUAAAAAAGAUCAAAAAGGUCUUGGAGUGCGUGUGCUUCUACUGCGGCAAGCUCAAGGUCGACGACUCGAACGAAAAGUUCAAAAAGGCGCGUCUUAUCAAGGACCGCAACCGCCGUUUCCAAGAGGUGUGGGAGCUGUGUCGUGCCAAGACCGUCUGUGAAGUUGGCGACCUGAACGAGGACGAGCACGGCGGCGACGAUGGGCACCGUGGCGAUGGCGUCAGCCAACGCGCAGACUCCAAGCCAAAGGGCAAAGCACACGGCGGCUGUGGCUCCAAGCAGCCAGCGUUCCGGAAGCUAGCACUCGAUCUGAGCUACACUGUGGUGCUCAAAGAUGAUAACGACCAAACCAAGGAAACCAAGAAGGUUGACCUGACUGCCGAGAAGGUGGUCAGUAUCUUCAAGUCCAUCUCCGAGGAAGACAUCAACAACAUGGGUCUCUCGCAGGACUGGGCUCGUCCAGAGUGGAUGUGCAUAACCGUCUUGGCAGUGCCGCCGAUGCCGGUGCGUCCUGCCGUCAACAUGAACAACGGCGGUGGUGUCAGCCAGGACGAUUUGACCUACAAGAUUGCCGACAUUGUCAAGACCAACAACUUGCUGCGAAAGCACGAGGCUGAAGGCUCGCCCGCCCACGUCAUCAAUGAGUUCGAGAAGCUCCUGCAGUACCAUGUGGCCACAUACAUGAACAAUGACAUCUCGGGCAUCCCCAAAGCCCAGCAGAAAUCUGGCCGUCCGCUGAAAUCGAUCCGCGCCCGUCUCAAAGGCAAGGAAGGUCGUCUGCGUGGCAACCUCAUGGGCAAGCGUGUCGAUUUUUCGGCGCGAACUGUCAUCACCGGCGAUCCCAAUCUAUCGAUCGACCAGGUCGGCGUUCCGCGCAGUAUUGCUCGCAACCUGACCUUCCCCGAGAACGUGACCCCGUACAAUAUUGCGCGUCUGCAAAAGUACGUCCAGAACGGGCCGAUGGAACAUCCCGGUGCAAAGUACGUCAUCCGCGACAACGGCGAACGUAUCGAUCUGCGCUACAGCAAGGUUGGCCGUGACAUCCACCUGCAGCCAGGAUACAAGGUCGAGCGGCAUCUGAUGGACGACGACGUCGUCAUCUUCAACCGCCAGCCGAGUCUGCACAAGAUGAGUAUGAUGGGCCAUCGUGUCAAAGUCAUGCCGUACUCGACCUUCCGCCUCAACCUGUCCGUCACGUCGCCCUACAAUGCCGACUUUGAUGGAGACGAGAUGAACCUGCACGUUCCGCAGUCCUACGAGACGCGGGCCGAAAUCCAGGAGCUGUGCAUGGUGCCGAAGCAGAUUGUGACGCCGCAGAAGAACGGGCCCUGCAUGGGUAUCGUGCAGGACACGCUCUGUGCGAUCCGCAAGUUCACCCGGCGCGACUGCUUCCUUUCCAAAGACAUGGUCAUGAAUCUGCUCAUGUGGGUCCCUGACUGGGACGGCACCGUCCCCACACCGUGCAUCAUCAAGCCGAUUCCGCUCUGGACGGGCAAGCAGAUGAUGAGCCUGAUCAUCCCGCGCAUCAACAUGGUCGGAUAUCACAUGGCCCAUCCGGACGACGAGAAGAGCGACAUCAGCCCUGGCGACACCAAAGUCUACAUCGAGGACGGCGAGCUCCUGACGGGCAUUCUCUGCAAAAAGACCGUCGGGUCCUCGCAGAACGGCAUUAUCCACAUCACCUUCAACGAGCAUGGCCCCGAGGCCGCCAAGGGCUUCUUCAACAGCUGCCAAUUGAUCGUCAACUACUGGCUGCUCCACAACGGCUUCUCGAUCGGUAUCGGCGAUACCAUUGCCGACAAGCAGACCAUGGAAAAGAUUAACCAGAGCAUCCAGUCUGCCAAGGCCGAGGUCAACAAGAUCAUUGCCAAGGCCCAGCGCGACGAACUCGCUGUUCUCCCAGGCAUGACUAUCCGACUCAGCUUCGAGGCUCUUGUCAACAAGGAGCUGAACCGCGCUCGUGAUAUGGCUGGCAAGAGUGCCGAGCGCUCGCUCAAGGAGCAGAACAAUGUCAAGCAGAUGGUCACUGCGGGUUCGAAGGGCUCCUUCAUCAACAUUUCGCAGAUGACAGGCUGUGUCGGCCAACAAAAUGUCGAGGGCAAGCGUAUUCCCUUCGGCUUCAAGGACCGCUCGCUGCCGCACUUUACUAAAGACGACCACUCACCCGAGAGCCGUGGUUUUGUCGAAAACUCGUAUCUCCGUGGCCUGACGCCACAGGAGUUCUUUUUCCACGCAAUGGGUGGACGUGAGGGUUUGAUCGACACCGCCGUCAAGACGGCCGAAACCGGCUACAUCCAGCGCCGCCUGGUCAAGGCCAUGGAAGAUGUCAUGGUGCGCUAUGACGGCACCAUCCGCGACUCGCUCGGCACGGUCAUCCAGUUCUGCUACGGCGAAGACGGCAUGGACGGAGCCAAGGUCGAGCGACAGAACCUCGAAAGUCUUGCCAUGUCUGACGCCAAGUUCGAGAAAGCCUAUCGCGUCGAUCUGACCGGCGGACAGUACGGCCUCAAGCCUGGUGUGCUGGACUUCCGGACCCAAGAAAACCUCCUCAGCGACGGUCUGACCCAAAACCGGCUGGACCAGGAGUUUGAGCAGCUUCGCAAGGAUCGUGAGACGCUGCGGUGGACCAUCUUCAAGGACGGUUCGUCGAGCUGGCCGCUCCCCGUCAACCUCAAGCGACUGAUCUGGAAUGCCCAAAACCAGUUCGAGGUCGAUCCCCGCAAGCCCACCGACCUGCACCCACUCCAUAUCACCGAAUCGGUCGAGCAGCUGCUUGACAAGCUCGUCGUCGUUCGUGGCAACGAUCCACUCUCGGUCGAGGCCCAGAAAAACGCAACUCUACUGUUCCAGAUCCUGGUUCGCAGUACGCUGGCGACGAGGCGCGUGCUCGAGGAGUUCCAUUUGAAUUCCAAGUCAUUCCAGCAUCUUAUUGGAGAAAUCGAGAUGCGCUUCAACCAAGCGAUCGCCCACCCCGGCGAGAUGGUUGGAACAAUCGCGGCCCAGUCGAUCGGUGAGCCUGCGACCCAAAUGACCCUCAACACCUUCCACUACGCCGGUGUCGGCUCCAAGAACGUUACCCUCGGUGUGCCGCGCCUCAAAGAAAUCAUCAACGUCGCCAAGAACAUCAAGACACCCUCGAUUCAGGUGUUCUUGCUACCCGAGCAUCGUCAGACCGUUGAGAAGGCCAAGCGCAUCCAGACACGGCUGGAGCAUACGACGCUGCAGAAGCUCACGGCCGCCACCGAGAUCUGGUACGACCCCGACCCGCACAACCCGAUCAACCAGGAAGACAAGGAAAUUAUGGACACAUACUUCGAGCUCAGGUCGGAGAGCCGCGAUUCGGCGUUCUCGCCGUGGGUCCUGCGUAUCGAGCUGGACCUCAACAAGAAGCUUAGCAAGGAAAUCCCGAUGGAAAGCAUCUGUGCGCGCCUGUCGGAAGAAUACGGCGACGACCUCAAGCUCUGGCACGCUGAUGAUAACGCCGAGAGCCUGUUGAUUCUGGCCCGCUGCACAGUCAAGGACGACGAUAGCAGCGACAGCCGCCUGUCCGAGGAGUCGUUCCUGAAGCAACUCGAGUACAUGAUGCUCCACACCAUCACCCUGUGUGGCGUACCCGACAUCAAGCGCGUCUUCAUUUCGGAAAGCAAGUACAAGACCAUCGACGACAGCGGCGUCUUCCAGAGUCUGACGGAGCAAUAUCUCGAGACGGAUGGAAGUAACUUCAGGGAAGUGCUUUCCUUCCCCGGUGUCGACAUGUCGCGCACGUACACCAACUUUACAGUCCAGGUCAUGCAAGUCCUCGGUAUCGAGGCCACCCGUGCCGCUGUUCUGAAGGAGACCCGCAAAGUCAUCGAGUUUGACGGCUCGUACGUCAACUACCGCCAUCUUGCCCUGCUUUGCGAUAUCAUGACUCACCGUGGCCAUCUCAUGGCCAUCAGCCGACACGGUAUCAACCGCACCGAGAAGGGCGUCCUGGCUCGCUGCUCUUUCGAAGAAACGGUGGAGCUGCUCAUGGACGCUGCUGCGGCAGGCGAACUCGAUACUUGCCGUGGCGUCAGUGAAAACAUUGUCCUCGGCCAGCUCGCGCCACUUGGAACCGGCGGGUUCUCGGUUAUCCUGAACGAAGAAAUGCUCAUGAAUGCCUACGUUGCUCCUUCUUGGGGCUCGGCCCAGGAGCCAGGUAUGAUGGCCUCCAUGGAUGGCUCCAAGACACCGGCCCAGACGCCCUACUGGAACCACAGCCCCAGCCCGAUGCCGAUGACCCCUGGUGGCGGAUACUCGCCUAUCGCUCCCGAGUUCUCGCCCUUUGACAAGCGCGGUGGUGGAUGGAGCCCGGCGGCUGGAUACCUCCAGAACAGCCCCGUCUACUCGCCAACAAGCCCGCUGUACUCGCCAACGAGCCCAAGCUACUCGCCAACCAGCCCUUCGUACUCACCCACCAGCCCUAGUUACUCCCCAACGAGCCCGAGCUACUCGCCAACCAGUCCCAGCUACUCGCCAACCAGUCCCAGCUACUCGCCGACCAGUCCCAGCUACUCGCCAACGAGCCCAAGCUACUCGCCAACCAGCCCUUCGUACUCACCCACCAGCCCUAGUUACUCCCCAACGAGCCCGAGCUACUCGCCAACCAGUCCCAGCUACUCGCCAACCAGCCCAUCGUACUCGCCGGCCAGCCCAAGCUACUCGCCCGCCAGCCCGAGCUAUUCACCAGCAUCGCCUUCAUAUUCACCGGCAUCGCCUUCGUACUCGCCCGCCAGUCCGUCGUACUCACCUGCGUCGCCCUCGUACUCCCCCACCUCCCCAUCGUACUCGCCAACAAGCCCGUCGUACUCGCCCACGUCUCCGUCGUACUCUCCAACAUCACCCUCGUAUUCGCCCACGUCGCCCUCCUACUCGCCUGCAUCGCCUUCAUACUCUCCCACAUCACCCUCCUAUGCCCCCGCCUCCCAGAUGUACUACAACUCUGGCAUCAGCCACUCAACUUCUUCGCCGGCCUACGCCCCCUCAUCUUCAACUCCCAGCUAUGCGGCCGGAGGCUCAGCCUACCGUCCUCCUGGCCAGCCUGGCGGCUCUGGCACGUCCCAGAGCAACGGGAACCAGAACUACAGCCCUUCGUACUCGCCCGCACACUAGUGCUCGGUCGCUGAGGCUCGAUGUGCCCGAGUCCUGCCAAGAUAUGAGCGUAUGCGCUCGCCCCCGAGUGUACCGGCUCGCUCUCUUUUUUGUCUGUCUGUUUGUUUUGUUUGA
Molecule: messenger RNA, 5667 nt
Organism: Polychytrium aggregatum
Lineage: Eukaryota; Fungi; Chytridiomycota; Chytridiomycetes; Polychytriales
Product: DNA-directed RNA polymerase II subunit RPB1
Exons: 7
Coding region: 124-5553 (1809 amino acids)
Biological process (GO): transcription by RNA polymerase II
Cellular component (GO): RNA polymerase II, core complex
Molecular function (GO): DNA binding
Source: RefSeq, a predicted model, not a curated record